AUGAAUCAAAAUGGUUCGGAAUAUUGGAUAUGUGUUAAAUGUCAAACAACAGCUACAAGUUACUUAGAUUUAUCAGUAAUUGUUUGUGAAGAUCAUACACAUCUACCUGACGAAACUGAUAAAGAAGUAUUAGAAAUGCGACAAAUUUUAAAACGAAAAGCUAUCGAAGGAUCUAGUCCUAUUGAUCGUAUAGUUGAAGAAGCAUGA
This is a messenger RNA of Rotaria sp. Silwood1, 207 nucleotides long. The record is from the annotation of a GenBank genome assembly. Lineage: Eukaryota; Metazoa; Rotifera; Eurotatoria; Philodinida; Philodinidae.